CAUGGCAACAAAGUUCCAAUAGGAUCGACCCAUAUGAUAUAACUGAUAAGUUCAUAAGGGCACCUUUCUUAGGUUGUUUAACUCGGUAGUCGGAACUCGGUCCAGGCAGAGAGACGGAGUCACAUUUUUGGACAGACCCAAUUUGAUCAUAAUCUUAUCUGUUAAUGGAGGCAAACGUGUUUGUGCUAAGGUGUGUACCUCCUCCAGGUCCCGCUUCAAACUUCACAGGGACAAAAGUCAUUUCAACUUCAAGGGCGGCUGCUUUGAAGACGAACUCUAAACCUGGUAGAGUCUUGCGGAAGAACAAGAGCAAGGAGGAACAAGACUUAUACGGGCUGCUCCCCAACGAGUAUUACGACGACGAAUGGCAAGCCCGACAACGGGAAAAGACAAAGGAGUUGCAUCGAAGACGGCAACAGGAGGAUGAAGAAGAGGAGAGGAAGAUUGAAGAGUAUCGUGAAAUUGGUUCACGAUUGAAGGGGUACCCUGAGGAGGAAGUUCGAAAAGCAAGAAAAUUGAUUUCAAGUUUUAUUAGAUCUGCCGAGGAAGUCGAAGAGAAAAUUGAGGAGGCUGCAGAAAAGGGCGAACUAACUGAACUUGUUCUACUGGUGUUAUGGAAUCGCCUUGAUCUUGCUCGACGUGAUGAUGAAAAAGAUGUGAUUAGGAGUCUGGACCUCUUAUACAGGAGGAUUGAGACAGAGAUUUUGAAACGGGAGGCUACUCCUGCAAUGAGACUGCUCAAUGAUCUUCUGAAUCUGCAUGAUGGAUUUGAUGAUGAAAGAUGGCUUAAGGAGUGCAGAAAGCGCAUGGUUGAUACCUUUCCACAAGAGGAUCCAUUUAGUAUCCUAGUCCCAGCAGGAUUUGACAUCAAUAUGCACCAAGGCCAAUUGCGACCGCCAUUAGAGGCUGAUGAUGUGCUACUGAGAGUAGAUUUUGUCAGAGAAGUUGAUGCAUUGCUACAAGAGGUUCGGUCUGAACAAACUGAAGCAGAGGCUGCAGAAGGGUUUGAUCCUGAAUCUGUUGCAAGUAGAUUGAAGCAACAGGAGAGGCAAAGGACUAUACGCCAAGUAGAAGCCUUACUGGAUCUUGCAAUAACAUUGAAAUGGUAGCGGGGAUAUGAUCCAGUGAUUGCAAGAAAACCUUGAUCAUUGUUUCCCUUUCCCCAAGGUCAUGAAGAAGAAUUGAAUGGGUUCACCAAUGUCAGGAUAUUUCUCUGAACCUAGGCAAAUCCUAACUUCACUGACCUGGUAAAAUAGUCUUGAUAGGGGCUAAAUUAGUUUAGUUUGGGGGUCAGGGAGAGAAGUGGCACACCCAGCUCGUCUGUCCUGGGUUUCGCUUUUGCAUGGAUUGUUGGAGAAAGAUUUACUUGCAGGGAAGAAAAGAACCGGAGCAUAGCGCUUGCCAUUUGGAGAUUCUGUUCAGUUGGAAGUCCUGUUAUGGGUUACUCAGUACAAAGGGUCCUAAGCCUCCUGGCCUCCUAGUGCAGUUAAUUGCACUGUAUACUGCAUCCAUGAUGUUUGAAAGUUCAUUUUCUGUUCUUAAUUUUUUGUAUACUUGUUAAUGUGUGGACUUUCUUGGGGAAUCUAUAGAUACAUCUGUAGAUUAUUCUACGAUUUCAAGAACAGAUGUACUCAGCAGCUUUGUCUAAUGUAGGCAGAGGAAUGCUUGUUUCCAUCUUUAUUUUCUGCACUUGUUGCCAUCACUAAAGUGCUGGAAUCAAAACCUGCUAGUGCUGGAUGUUCGUGGGAAAAUGCCAAGGUUUAGCACAUGCAAGAUGAUCCUGAGCAUGGUACCUCAGGCACGCACUGACGCACAUUACCCCCCUGGCUGCUUGUCCACAUGAAACAAGUGUGCAUUACGCUUUUGAUCAAACAUGCUCAACUCAGAGUCUGAUGUUAAGUUAUGACUCUUGUGCACUCAAGUUUUAACAUUUAUGUACUUAACUGAUAUUUUCAAUCGCUACUAAAUUUUAUGUGCCUCAAUCUCUGUUCUCUACCAAAUUUCUUUCUGAUAACACACCAUCUACCGUGGCUGUCAUUUUUUUUCCCGCGAGUUCAACAUGACCAACCAAAUAAGACCAUCUUCAUUACAUACAGAAAGCAAUGUCUCCAAUUUAAUUCAGUUCUUGUAUCUACAAUCUCUUCGAGCGCCAGAAAUCUAUAUUAUAUAUUACAUCACAGCCAAACACAUCACCACAUAGGCCUAAAAGAACUCACGAUCAGGAAA
This is a messenger RNA of Nelumbo nucifera (sacred lotus), 2226 nucleotides long. RefSeq names its product pale cress protein (PAC) (gene PAC). The record is from RefSeq and is a predicted model, not a curated record. Gene Ontology annotation, cellular component: chloroplast; amyloplast; etioplast. Lineage: Eukaryota; Viridiplantae; Streptophyta; Magnoliopsida; Proteales; Nelumbonaceae. Gene Ontology annotation, biological process: chloroplast mRNA processing; cellular response to light stimulus; chloroplast organization.